AUGUGGUCCGACACACGGGAAGCCACGCUGCCUACCAGCAGCGCGUCGGUCGUCUCGGGUCGCUCGCUGUCGCCGUCGCUCGUGAUCGCUGGGCGUCGUCACGGCCGCGCGCUUGUGCUGCUCGUUGUUCUCGUGAUUCUUGCGUACGUGUCGCUGUCCAGGUCGUUCAUUGGUCGAAACAGCAGCAGCAGCAGCAGUGUGGACGUGCGCAAUGCCGAGUGGGCACCCGACAACAGGGGCUCGAGCAAGACCGAGUGGCAGCGGGCGUCGAUGGAGGGCAAAAGUCGACACAAUAUAAGGCACAGCUCGACCCUCGCGCUGCCGACCAAGCCCGACUCGUUUGGCAUUGUGCUAGUGGCUGAUCUGGAUCAGCAGUCAAAAGACGGAGGCAGUAAGAAGCCGCAGUUCAUGUCGUACAUUCUGCACGCGACGCUCAAGGUCACGCCCAGCAGCUCCAGUUCGUACGAGAAACGCGACACGUACGCAGUGUCGUUUGGCGACGAGACGAAGUUUACCACGAGCCUGAACGAAGGGGGGCGAGGCUUUGAGCUGAGCGAACUCGCGUGGUUCAAUGGCAAAUUGCUCGCGUUUGACGAUCGCACGGGUGUUGUCUUUCGCUUGCAGCACUUUGAAGGAGUGAGCAAAGCGAAACCGUUGCAAGCUAUUCCAGAGCACAUUGUCAUGGAAGGAGAUGGUGUGGCUGGUAAGGGGCAAAAGCACGAGUGGGCCACGGUCAAGGACGACGAGCUGUACAUGGGCAGCGUCGGCAAGGAGUUUACGGACAAUCGAGGCAAUAUUGUGGGAGACAGCAAUAUGUGGGUCGCUGUUAUGGACCGCGCUGGUGACGUUCGCCACGAAGACUGGACAGCAAACUUUGCGGCUGUGCGCACGGCUAUGGGCUGUGACUGGCCAGGGUAUGUGGUGCACGAAGCGAUCGAGUGGAGUCCCGCUCGUCGUCAAUGGUUUAUUUUACCUCGCCGUGUGAGCACGCAGAUGUACAAUAGUAAGGAAGAUGAGAAGCGUGGCUCUAACAAGGUUGUCAUUGCGAGCGAAGAUUUCAGCAGCAUUCAGGUGCGCGAAGUCGGCAGGGUUACGCCACUGCGUGGAUUCUCUUCGUUUAAGUUUGUCCCGCGAUCCGACGAUUCGGUGAUUGUGGCUGUAAAGAGUGUCGAGGUGGAGGAUGAACAGCGGCAGACCUCUUUUAUCACGGUGUUUGACUUGGAAGGAAACGUGCUGUUGGAUGAGACGGAAAUUCCGGGUGCUAAGAAGUAUGAGGGUGUCGCAUUUGCACACGACUGGUCUUGA
Molecule: messenger RNA, 1305 nt
Organism: Hyaloperonospora brassicae
Lineage: Eukaryota; Oomycota; Peronosporomycetes; Peronosporales; Peronosporaceae
Source: the annotation of a GenBank genome assembly